AUGGCAUGGCACCCGGACCCUGCGGCUAGGCCCGAUUUCUCGCAGAUUGUCACCAUUCUCGAACCACACGUAAUUUGUUCCGUGCAAAAUGUGGACGCACAAGGUACUGUAUCCCACCUGAAAACGCAAUGGGAACAGUUGGCGAAUAAUCCGAUGCGGAAAAUCGCAACAUCCACCACGCUGUCGUCGUUGAACGGAAUAACGUCAAGUGGGACAGUUGAGGAGCUUCGACAACGCAUCGAUCGAAAUGGAUACGUGUGUCAAAACACUAAGGACUAG
Messenger RNA from Ostertagia ostertagi, 279 nucleotides. The record is from the annotation of a GenBank genome assembly. Lineage: Eukaryota; Metazoa; Nematoda; Chromadorea; Rhabditida; Trichostrongylidae.